Molecule: messenger RNA, 7496 nt
Organism: Ostrea edulis (European flat oyster)
Lineage: Eukaryota; Metazoa; Mollusca; Bivalvia; Ostreida; Ostreidae
Exons: 26
Coding region: 22-7170 (2382 amino acids)
Biological process (GO): regulation of apoptotic process; cell communication; establishment or maintenance of epithelial cell apical/basal polarity
Cellular component (GO): plasma membrane; protein-containing complex
Molecular function (GO): calcium ion binding
Source: RefSeq, a predicted model, not a curated record
CAGUACCAUUGUUGUAUAGAAAUGGGUUCCGCUUUAGAGGAAAGGCUGCAGCGAAUAGAAACAAAGCUUGAUCAAAUGUUGGAGCACAUGUUGAGCAGAACUCAACCGCGGAGUGUCGUCAACGAUCAUCCUGUGUCACACCACAAAACAGCGCUGAGGAAGGUCCACAUGAGACUGGUGGGAGACUUUCAUCUUGAAUCAGAAAUAGACAAACUUAUUCAACACGACGUCAUCAGACGUGAAACGUGGGACGAAAUAAAGAUGCACAGCAACAGAACAAAUCAAUUGCGAUUGUUUCUACUAAAACUAGGCUCCUACGACGCAACGAAAUUCGAAGCUUUUCUUGACGUUCUGAAGGAAUCACACAGUCACAUAGCUGAGGAGCUCAGUCGUUAUAAGGCUGACACUGAAGACAAUGAUGCCAUUUUGUUUGGGGAUGACGGGAUGGAUAUAUCCUGUAUAAGGUGUGAAAUUUCCAGACGAGUACAGCUAGAGGAGGUCAUAGAUGAAUUAUUUUCCCGAGGAAUCAUAGGCGCCACAGCACUCCGGAAAUACAUCGAACCAAACUCGGAAUUCAAAGGUAGUAAAGUCUGGAAGUACGUGUUUGAGAAUUUGAAAAACCUUCAAAGAAAUAACGUCAACGUUUCCAAGACGAUGCGAGAAAUUCUUGCCAAGAAUUACUGCGAUAUCGCUGACAGCCGCCAUAUUGUUGGACAUUGUUCAUGGGACUGCUCAUGUGAGACGUUGCAAAUUUCGACACAAAGACGAGUGUACUCCAGCAGCGAUGCAAGUUCUGUUAUUGCUCAAAAAUGUGCUACCCGUUCGAAUUCCCCGGAUAUAGAGGUCUUCAUUGAAGCACCCAACGCGAGAAACGAGAAACCUAGUACUCCAAACCCGCCAGAGGAUCAUGCAUCCACAUCACACUAUCCAAGAACUCCUCAAAUAGUGAUAACGACGAAUGAUGACGUACCGAUGACGGGUGUAACGACGAAUGAUGACGUACCGAUGACGGGUGUAGGUUAUAAAGAUCCUCCCAGAGAAAUCUCGUCUAAAAUAGCAACACAUAAUGACACAAAGCAUUCGUUGAAUCUUCCUUCAGGUGGACCAAUCACAAAGAACUGGGCACACAUAUCCGGUAAUCAUCAGGAAGAUGUUACUUACACAAACCCAUGUUAUGAUGGUUCGCUUUCUGCAUCAGUCGAUGGUCUGAUUCCUUCUUUAGUUGAAGAUGGUCAAAAACGUAAUACCAGGGCCCCAACAAAAGACGAUAUCUGGCAAAAGUUCUUCCCAGGAACUCAAGUUAAUGCCGAGUCAUUGCUCAGAAUUUAUGAAAAGUUGGAGCAGAUAGAAGAACAUUUGUCAAGAAUUCUCUCUUUUGAGGAGAAAUUGGAGAAAAUUGUAAACAUAACGGAGUUCCUACGUGAACAUGGUCCCGGCAACAUUGCAUUCGAGAGGACGUGUUCGACAAAGGAAAAGAAAUUCAAAUCAAGCAGAUCGGACACCAACCACCAAACAUACGAGAAGUGUACUGAUGUGCUGCUUAUGCACACGUACACGGGCACGGAGAGUGUUGCCAGUUUCACCAAUUUCGUAAAGGCGUUAGACACAGAGCGUCCAGAUUUGGCCAAAAAUCUCCACGGCGAUUUUGAAAGACAAAAGUCUGAACACUCCGAAGAGAAUAUAACCUGCAUAAAAUGCUGUAUCUACAAUCUAGUUGACAUCAAAGAUGUUGUUGAUGAUCUGUAUUCUAAAGGUCUUGUAGACUACUCAUUCCUGGAUCGAACUCUCGCAACGCCAGUUCGCAAUGCGCGAAGGCAACUUUGGAACGAAGUAUUUCUGAGAAUGCGAUCUGAAACAGAUGAUAAUCGAAAUAAAUAUUAUGAAGCCUUAAAAGAUGACAUUCUAAAAAAGUACAAAAGUGUUUUCUCUCACUUUCCUGAUUUUGACAUCAACGAAAACACAAUGAAAUGCUUGUGUAAAGGGAAGUCAUAUGCUGAAUCCACUUCUUCAAACCCAGAAAAUGAUCUUCCUUCAUCAAAAUUGCAAAACUCGGCUGAGGUGGAAGAAACUCCGUCCACACCGACCGUUACUCAAGUUCGUCGGCGCCCAAAGCUAAGAAAGAGGCGGAAUGUUACACCUAAAAGCAGGGUACCAGAUCUCCUCCUCGCCAAUGUGUUACAUAAGUGGUUCAAAUCUUUCCACAAGCGACAGAACACAUGUAGCACAGAUCUUAGUUUUGGCUUGAGCGAGGAUGCGAGGAACAGCCAGAUUAUUAAUGAGGAUCCUGCAGUCUUACGCAAACAGCGUAUUUUUAGAUACAAAGAAGAUAGUGGAUUUGCUUCCUGUGAAAUGAGCUCCGUAGAUGUUGCUGAUGAAAAAAAGAAUGAAGAUUCUGCCAUACGGAGAGUUACAGAAGAGAAAGCCUCUGAAAAGUCUACAUCUGAACCUUCCGUGGUUUUUUGUGAUUCAGUUUCUGAUUUACAUGUCUUACAGGCGAGUCCUCGAGCGACAUUGUUUAUUAAUCUGAAGGAAUACAACAACACUAAUAGUGAACUGUACAAUGGAGACUGCUGUGAUGGACCGGCCGCGUCAGAUAAGUGCAGCUCAGACCGAUGUGAUUACGUCAUCAAUAUUUGUGUAUUUGCCGUUGAUAAGGAGUCUUGGUGCCAGUCCAUACAGCUAAAUGCCGACCGACCACCGGAGUUCGUCUUCAGUGACGAGGGAACUCAACAACAACCGAUAAACACAGACUGGAAGGGGACUGCCCGGGUUGACAUCAACAUCACUGAUAUAGAUGGUCCUGACAAACAACAACUGGUCGACCAGUUCUCAUUCAAUUACACAGACAAGGGAAGACGGACUCAGAAAUUCCAGGAACUGGUUUUAAAUGGUUCACGUCAGAGGCCAUCAAGAUUGAAGCUGUCUAUGGCAGUGCAGUGUGGGACUUAUUACUACGGUGAUGAGUGUUCCGUGUUCUGUAUUCCCUCUGUGGAUUGUAAGGGCCAUUACUCGUGUGAUGAGCAGACGGGCACUAAGAUCUGUGACCAGGGCUGGGAGGGAACGAACUGCACCAAGCCUAAGGCCGGGGAAGGAAGCUGUCAAGAGCAGCGCUGUAAGAACGGUGGUACUUGUUCCAUGAACAAGUUCAGUAACUCAUCUAAUAAUGCCUUCUUCUGCUGCUGUCCGCCCGGAUUCACUGGAAACGAGUGUGAAAUAGACAUCAACGAGUGUGAUCAGACGCCCUGCCAAUAUGGUGGCGUAUGUCACAAAAUUCCCGGAAGCUACAUCUGUAACUGCCAUCCGAGAUAUCGCGGAAUGAAUUGUGAAAUUCCAACGAAAUGUGCUGAUAAUCCAUGUAAAAAUGGAAAAUGUGAGGAUGUGAAAGGAGGCACAUUUGUGUGUCAGUGUGGUACAUUUUUUUCGGGUAUAUUUUGUGAAAGCACAGUAACAACAACACCAAAAACAACCAGUACAAAAACUAUAACGACAGAUUCAACAACGAGCACAACCACCACGACAACUCCAAAAACCACCACCACAACUCCAACCACCACCACCACCACAACUCCAACAACCACCACCACAACAACUCCAACCACAACAACAACUCCAACGACAACCACCACCACCACAACUCCAACAACUACUAUAAAAAGAUCAACGCCCAUGUCUGCUCUGACAACAGAAAUAUUGCCAACGACAACUUCUCUUCUAAAAACCACUGCUACUUCAGUGGAAAUGACAUCAUCAAUAAGGACUCCAUCUGCUGGAGAGGUAUCCUAUAAAUGUUCAGAAAAAAAUGCAUGCAGAAACAAUGGUAAAUGUAUUAAUGAUGCAUGUCAGUGUCCAGUGGGAUUCUCGGGAAAGCUUUGUCAGAGGGAAGUAAUUGAAUGUGAGGCUGACUCAUGUUGGAAUGGGGGAUAUUGUAAUGAUGCUGUAGGAAAUUAUUCUUGUGACUGUCCUAGUGGCUUUGUAGGGUUUAAGUGUGAAAAGCAUGUUGGAAAUACUACAUUGUCACCAUCAACUAGUGCAUGUGGGUUUUGUGGUAAUGGUUCUUGUUCUAUGUUGAAUAAUGGGACUGUUGUAUGCAUGUGUAGACCUGGAUUUAGUGGGAAGACUUGUACCCACUCACAAGAUAUGUGUCGUCCUUUUUCAGAUGCUUUAUGUUUUAGAGAUAGUGAGUGCAUGGUAAAGUCAUUUCGCCCACAUAUGGAAGUUUGCCCAAAUAGCUGGAAAGGUCCACUUUGCAGAAAUGGAUCCAUACCCUUAUCUCGAGACGGGGAAUGUCCACGAAUUGUAUGCAAGAACGAUGGACACUGUUAUAAUGGGAAAUGCUGUUGCAGACCAGGAUAUAAAGGCGAAUUCUGCGAGGAGGAGGUGCUACUUUGUGAUAGUAAUCCAUGUAAAAGUAACACAACAUGUAUCAAUCUAUUCAAUGAUUUUAUAUGCAACUGCCCAGUGGGAUUGACUGGUAAAUUAUGUGAAGUGUCUCUCGUACAUCCGACAUCUACAUCUUCAACACAUCGUGUCCAGCCAGUCUCAACUCAACAUAUUACGCCUCCUCUACCAUCCACAACAACCACCAAUUCAGCAUCACUAGAAACAAGAUCUAUCGUCCUGACAAAAGAUAUACCCCGGGGAGGAACAACCGAAUUAUUGACCAAAGCAAAACCUGUAUCGAACAAACCCAUUACAACAGAGGUAAAAACAACCCAUUUGAUGACCACCCCAACAUCACCUAUUGUGUCAAGUACUGCAGCAGCAUUAGAAACGACAAAUAAAAUUCCAUCAACUGAAUCAGCAACUCCAACCACAUUAACCAAGGCUAGUCCUUUAUCAACAGAAGAAAUUACACAACGAAUGAGCUCGAAGCCCAUGUUUUCGGUUGGUUUUUCGAAAGCGUCGCCAGCAAGUACUCUGUCUGUUUCUAAACAGAGAUCGUCAACAUCGACUUCUGAAUCCAGUGACAGAAUAUCGUCGUCGUCAGCUACCGUAACUGCAACGACAGUGCAAUCAAUCCCUCCUCACAAUGGAGGGAACAACUCGGUGACGCUUAGUGGCAAAAUUCCAGAUAAGGACAUUCCAAUCGUACAAGAAGUGAUGACAAACGCCGUCAAAAACACUUCGAAAGGCGAGAACUGCACGGAUAUUAAUAUCUUGGACACGGAAUAUCUUUACAAUAUUUCUGGAAACGUCAAUACGAAGGUGACCUAUAACAGUUCAGAUUGUCCAGACGCUUCAGACUUGCAUAAGAAUCCUAAUCUCACGCAAUCCAUCAAUAAUCAGCUCGCUAACUCUGGUCAACUUAGUAGUCACGCCGUAUACAACGGCAAAACGAAAGGACUGGGGCGGAGUUACCACAUCCCUCUGAUCGGUUACGUGUACACUAUCAACAGAAGAGGCAUAAAAGACGCAAUUAAGCGAGCAUGGUCAAGUGCUGGAAACAAACAAGUUGAUGUCCUCAUCGUUGACGCUGCAUACCAAAUUGGACAGUAUGGAAUAUACAUAACGGAUAUGUCAUAUCUGGUUACUAGUGGCCUUGCAUUUCUACAACCUAGACCGGAAAACAUUCCGACAGAGAAGUCAUUUGAUAAGGAGUUCAAAACGGAAUUUCCAGCUUUGCAGGUGUUGGUGUAUUCUGGAAACGAGAGGUAUAAUUACGCCUCUGGAUUACGCCUUUCUCUAAAGCAGAGGAAGAGAUCCGCGCCCCUGUCAGUGGCUGAUAUACAGAGAAAAGCUCUUACUGAGUGGGAAAACGUUAUCAAAGAUGAUGGGCGGUGUGCAAACCAGACCUGUAACAUUGGAUUAACUAUUUCUCCUUUGGAGAUCACAAAAUCACGGUCAUUCGAUGUUGUUCUGUAUCCAACAAUAAACAAAUAUCUCAACACAGAAUCAACAUUAAUGACGGGGCUGAAAACCAGACUAUCGCCUUAUCAUGAACGAUGUAAUGAUUGCUCCAGAUACCAUUAUAUAGAUAUAGUUGGGCGAAUAAAACUCAGAGAGGAAAAUGAUAUUGAAAAUGCAACAAAAGUGGUUGUAGGGGCUGUCGACACAAAUUGGACGAAACUGUCUUUCGUUAGUGCUAAAAGUUCCUUGUCGACAAGACUAUAUUACUUACCCAGUAGUUUAAAUGACACAAUGGCGGGCUGGCCGCGCCCAAAUAUGGAGGGAAAGCUUGACUUGAUUAAUAGUUCUCUGAACAAGUUGAACCGAAAGCUAGCAAUGCAUAGAAUGAGACGGCUGCAUCAGUUAGUGAUUAUGGAAGCUGUGCCGACAUCAGAACAACACCAUACCUUACACCUAAUGGAAACAGCCUGGGCCACUGCAAACCAACAUGUUCCUCAGAGAGAUUUGACCACUACCAUCCAAUCGUGGAACACAAAUUAUGUUUCCUUUCAUGGAGAUUCUGUGACACGAAUAAAGUACACCAUGGAUAUUCUGAAUGCUGAUUCCAGCAUCGCAGCGUUAUCCUCACCCAGUGUCGGGGUGAUGGAGACGGUAUUGAAUUCCUCAGGUAAAACAUACAGCGGCUGCAGAGCUUACCAGGUGAGAAUGCUAUGGAUGACGGACAUGGAAGACCUCAACACAACAUCAAUAGAGAGCGCCGUGUCCAAAGCAUGGAUCAGUGCAAACAGCGGUUUUCAGCUCGUAAUUCCUGCAACAGUUCUGAAUUAUGAAGCAGGAUAUGUUGCAGCGUCAGGAGAGAAUGUUCGUAUGUAUACAUAUUUUAUACAACCGAGGAUAGGAAGCAAAAAAAUCGAUGAAGAAGAUUUAGACGAGCCGUCCACUGUCGAAUUAGAACAAGCACUAUCAAAAACAGUACCUGGGUUACGCGCAUUUCCUACUGCGUCCAAGAAAUCAAAUGGAACGGCAUCAGAUGGAACGGAAUGGUGGGUGUACAUAGUCAUAGCUGUAGGAUGUCUGGCGUUGGUUGUCAUAUUAACAUCACUCUUGGUCACAGCACUGCGGGCUAGAAGUCAUCGUCAGUCAAGAACGCUAAAACAGGACCCAAAACAAAUGAAUGGAUUUGACAAAGAACACUUCUCUAAAGAGCCCGUAAUGGAGAAAAAUUCCAAUGGCCUUUACACCGUGGAGGACGAGGACACAGACUAUUCCAAAACAACAUACAUAGUGAACAACGCAGCAGAUACCGAGGCGUAUCAGGAAUGAAACUGAACGGCAGGUGGAUCCAACUGUUUAUAAAUUUAAUCGCUCAGAAGUAAUCCUGAUGAAUGCGUGAAGGUGCGUGAAGCGUCCAAAAUGCUUUUGAAAGAGGCUGGCUGCUUCCUAGGAAUGAAUACGUGGCAUAGAUGUUUAUGUACGUGUGUUCAAGUACCAGUGUUCAAAUCAGUGAGAUAACAUUAUUUGAACACGAUAUAGGUGUACGUAGUUGUUUUAUUGCUUACGUUGUUACCAGGUAUUGGGUAAUUUGCUUUUGAUGUAUCUUAAAAUGGAUUUGAAUUAAUAAAAUUGACUCUUUUUCUCAAUGAACUUAU